Molecule: messenger RNA, 384 nt
Organism: Gigantopelta aegis
Lineage: Eukaryota; Metazoa; Mollusca; Gastropoda; Neomphalida; Peltospiridae
Exons: 1
Coding region: 1-384 (127 amino acids)
Source: RefSeq, a predicted model, not a curated record
AUGGAGAGUCACUUACUGUUUCACUGUACGGAGAGUCACUUACUGUUUCACUGUACGGAGAGUCACUCACUGUUUCACUGUACGGAGAGUCACUCGCUGUCUCACUGUACGGAGAGUCACUUACUGUUUCACUGUACGGAGAGUCACUUACUGUCUACGGAGAGUCACUUACUGUUUCAAUGUACGGAGAGUCACUCACUGUUUUACUGUACGGAGAGUCACUCACUGUUUCAAUGUACGGAGAGUCACUCACUGGUUCACUGUACGGAGAGUCACUUACUGUCUCACUGUACGGAGAGUCACUUACUGUCUCGCUGUACGGAGAGUCACUUACUGUCUCGCUGUACGGAGAGUCACUUAAUGUUUGCCUUUACCACAGUUUGA